AUGGGAAGGUGUCCGCUCAUUCUGAACUUAACCAGAAUUUGGGAAUCGCCCGAGGACGUGGCAUGUCGCGCCAGGGCAGAACCUGAGUUUUUGUCCGUGCUCGCGUCAGCGCUGCGCAGAAGUGCGCUCGCGCACAUGAUCGCGACCAAGGCAGAGUCGGGGGGUAGAGAAGGUCGUUCCUCGGUGCGCGUGCCGUCGACUGGCCCCCCCCACGUUUGCUGCCGGGAAAUGCCCCGCGGGUUCAGUGUGAUCCGCGCGUUUUCUUGGCCAAGCGCAGAUGUGCCCAGCAAGGUCCUAUCCUGA
This is a messenger RNA of Prorocentrum cordatum, 303 nucleotides long. The record is from the annotation of a GenBank genome assembly. NCBI's taxonomy places the organism in Eukaryota, Dinophyceae, Prorocentrales, Prorocentraceae.